Antrostomus carolinensis (chuck-will's-widow) is the source of this 617-nucleotide messenger RNA. It is a transcript of the gene MYCT1, whose product is annotated as MYC target 1. The record is from RefSeq and is a predicted model, not a curated record. The annotation marks the transcript as partial. Gene Ontology annotation, cellular component: nucleoplasm. NCBI's taxonomy places the organism in Eukaryota, Metazoa, Chordata, Aves, Caprimulgiformes, Caprimulgidae. The transcript has 2 exons.
UAUUUUCUCCAGUGUACCUCAGGGUUGGGAUCGCUGGACAUUCUAAAGAGGAAAUCAAUGGGCAUAGAUUUACAAUUCUUCAACAACAGAUAACAAUAGCCUUCACAGUGUCCAUGGUGGUCGGACUGGUGAUUGGAGGGAUCAUCUGGGCAUUGUUCACUUGCUUGUCUCGUCGCAGAGCUAGCGCCCACAUUUCGCAGGGGAGUUCCUCAGCCUUCAGUCGUCGGUCCAGACCCUCCUCCCAUAGCCACACUACUGGCAGGACUGGAUUUUACCGCAAUAGCAGCUGCGAACGUCGGAGCAACCUCAGCCUGGCCAGCCUCACCUUCCAGCGGCAAACAUCCUUGGAGCAAGCUAACUCUUUCCCCAGGAAGUCAAGCUUCCGCGCAUCCACCUUCCACCCUUUCCUGCAGUGUCCUCCCCUCCCCGUGGAGACGAACAGUCAGCUGAUCACUCUCACGCCCACAAACACCACCACAACCCUGGUGGGAAGCACCACCAACAGCUUAAGUCGACCAGAAUUCCACUGGUCUAACAAUAGCCUCCGCAUCUGUCAUUCUACACAAACCCCCCCUCCCGCCUAUGAAACCAUCAUAAAAGCUUUCCCAGACUCCUGA